This is a messenger RNA of Mesorhabditis belari, 372 nucleotides long. NCBI's taxonomy places the organism in Eukaryota, Metazoa, Nematoda, Chromadorea, Rhabditida, Rhabditidae. The record is from the annotation of a GenBank genome assembly.
AUGUCGUCCAAGAGGAAGAAAAACGACGAAGACGUUUCGGACGUUUCGGACGUUUCGGACGAAGAAAGUGAUGCAGGCAAGUGGAAGAAGAAGUGUCUGGAGACGGGUGUGCAGCUUAAAGAGGUGGACAAAGAGCUGGUGGAAGUAGCUGCGAAGAAUAGAAGGCUAGAAAUGCAAUUGAAACAUGUCAAUGAUGAACGCCUUCGAUCCCAGUCAGAGCUAAGUGCUAGAGGUGUUAUCGAGUGGCUUGAAAGAAAACAUUAUUUCACUCUGAUGCCGGAUGCUGUCAAACGGGGUACUCAACACGGCCGAUGGAAAUGGAUUUUCGCGAAUGAUCCCACAUUCUCCGUUGAACUUUUACAAAGAAAUUCG